Molecule: messenger RNA, 1542 nt
Organism: Sardina pilchardus (European sardine)
Lineage: Eukaryota; Metazoa; Chordata; Actinopteri; Clupeiformes; Clupeidae
Gene: igsf21a
Product: immunoglobin superfamily, member 21a
Exons: 11
Coding region: 1-1542 (513 amino acids)
Biological process (GO): homophilic cell-cell adhesion; heterophilic cell-cell adhesion
Cellular component (GO): adherens junction
Source: RefSeq, a predicted model, not a curated record
AUGGUGUGGAUUACGCAGUCAAGAACCGGAGAACAUGUAAACGCAUAUGGAGUUUGGGAUUUAUUGUCAAAUAUGGGAAAGAUGACCGUCUUGCCUUUGUGCUUUCUCUUUUGCACGAAUCUACUGGAUUUAGCCGUUGGAUAUUUGACUGUAACCAUUGAACCUCUACCACCUGUUGUUGUCGGGGAGACGGUGACGCUGAAGUGCAACUUUAAAACUGAUGGGAGGCUGCGAGAGAUUGUCUGGUACCGGGUUACAGAAGGGGGCACCAUCAAGCAGAAGAUCUUCACGUACGACGCCAUGUUCAACACCAACUACUCGCACAUGGAGGACUACAGGAGGAGAGAGGACUUGGUGUACCAGUCGACAGUCCGGCUUCCUGAAGUGCGGAUCUCAGACAACGGGCCUUACGAAUGCCACGUGGGCAUCUACGACCGGGCCACCAGGGAGAAGGUGGUGCUGGCCUCAGGGAAUGUCUUUCUCACCGUCAUGUCGCCCCCUAACAACAUCACGGUGGUGGCGGAGAACACUCCGGCCCCCUUCAGCCGCUACCAGGCGCAGAACUUCACGCUGGUGUGCAACGCCAAGGGAGGCAAGCCGGCACCCACGGUGUAUUUUAAGCGGGACGGGGAGUUGAUCGAGGUCAUCUCGUACACGCUGCCCGGCGACGAGGGCGGAGGAGGUGGCUCGGCGGCGGUGCGCGGGGCCCGGCCGCUCAUCAGCCGGGACCUGGACGACACCAAGCUGCAGAAGUCGCUCUCGCUGCUGGGGCCGGACGGGCGGCCGGGGCGCCUCUACACGGAGAGCCCCAAGCCCCGGGGCGGCGGCGGCGGCACUGGCACCGGCACCGGCACCGGCACCGGCGGUGGCGGCUUCACGCCAGGUCAGCAGCCUCUCGGCCACGAGCCCAGUCCGGCCACGGAGGUGAUCCCGGAGACGGUGGUGAACCGGGAGUUCCCGCGCUGGGUGCAGAGCACCGACCCGCUGUACUUCUUCAGCAGCGCGCACGUGCCGCAGAGCGACGGCUCGGUCAUGGUGCAGGCCAAGCUCACCUGGACGCUCAACCCGCAGGUGGACAACGACGCGCUGUUCAGCUGCGAGGUCAAGCACCCGGCACUGUCCAUGCCUAUGCAGACAGAGGUUAUACUAGCGGCUCCUAAGGGGCCCAAGCUGCUGAUGACCCCGACCCGAGCGAAGGUAGGGGACACAGUGCGCAUCACUGUUCAAGGAUUCCAGAACGAGGUGUUUCCUGAGCCGCUGUACACCUGGACGCGGGUGGGCGGCCGGCUGCUGGACGGCAGCUCGGAGCGCGACGGCAAGGAGCUGAUCCUGGAGCGCGUGCCCGCCGAGCUCAACGGCUCCAUGUACCGCUGCACGGCGCAGAACCCGCUGGGCUCCACCGACACGCACACGCGCCUCAUCGUCUUCGAAAAUCCAGCAAUGCAAAGCACUGUGGACAACAUCAAUGCGGCGCCUCGGGUGGGAGUGAUUGGACUGACAUGGAUAAUCCUCACCUUCACAGUGACUGUGGAGAUGACGUGA